GUUUUUUUUUAUUCGUGAGCAAAUGUUAACUGCUCGUUGACGUCGCUAUUUUUGAGGAUGUUUGGCUGAUUUGACGUCGAGCCUGGGGUACAAGUUAUUUCACUCGGACGGUGGCUAAAAAGAUUACAUGGCCCAGGAACUGAGGUUUAAAAGACUGCAUUGCCAUGUCUCAGCCCGAGUCUGAAGUCACCGUUUGGGACUGGUUAAGUGGCCUUCGUCUCGAGCAGUAUUCCAAAGCAUUCCAAAUUGCAGGCCUGUCGUCCGUAGCAGAAUGUCAUAACCUCACACCAGAUCAGCUCGAGAACAUAGGAAUAUCUCUUCCGGGCCACCGUAGACGAAUUCUUGCCAGCCUGAACAAAACUCGAGAUGUCACCUCUCUGCACCUGGAAGCCCAGUCAGUCUUUGUACUGGCAGCGAGAGCAGAGCAUGAGCAAGUUAUGGAGGAGAAUGAAAUUGAACCCUUGGCUGGGGGCGCAAUAUCAGUCAUGCAGGAAAAACAUUUUCUGAACAAAGCUGAGAAAGAAAAUGCACGUACCCCUGAACCUGCACCCAGAUUAAGAGAGAAACCAGUCCCAAGGGACAGACAAGCAUCCAGGAUGAAAGAGGAAACUGGAGACACAGAGGUGAUGGUAUCUCUUGAACAUAAUGAAGAGGAAGAAGAUGUUGAUGCAGAGAAACAGAGGCCAGUUCCAAAAGAGAGGACAAGGUUCAACUCCAGUGCUCCGGUCCUAUUGGAGUCUCAAGCCAGCUCUCAAAUUUUCCCAUCUUGUGACACCUCUUUGCCACCGGUACCCCCACGGAGCUCCUUGAACUGCCCGCCACAACGCUUCACAAUGACCCUGACACCCUCACCGACGGUACAAAGCCCAACCACGCCUCAACACACCAAGUCGCUCAUCAAAGAGGCACCGGUACAGGUUCAAUCUUUGUCCUACACCUCAACCCAGUACCCCACACAAGAAACCCUUCGAACUGAGCCUCAGACAUCUUGCAUUCACCCGCCGACUCUCCAUUCAAGAUCUGAUAAAAUACCAGCGAUAUCGCCCAUGGCCCUCACCGUCACCCCCAGGCAAGAGAGAAAUGCUCCACCUCUCCCUCCAAAAGCCGGGUCAUCAGUACCAAGAGGGCCCCCAAAAAUUCCAAGCAGGAAUCCUGUACGUCCUUCCAAAAUUGAAAGCCCUCCUCCUAACAAGACCGAUGAGCACCUUCAAGACCAAACCCCGAAUGUUCUGCCUCGCAUCAUGACUUCUCAAACUCAAGAAGUCAUACAACAGUCAAGCCAACCUGCCUCUCAAGUAGCCCUGCCUGCAGAAAUAGUCCCCCAGCUUCCUCCGCAGACAACAUUCUGUCCACCAGAUACACAUUCAGAUGACUAUGAAGAAACGGACACGUGUUAUGCCAGUGUUCAUCCAGUGAACCUUUUAGACAGGGAAAUGUCUCUGCAAGUCCCUCUGAAAGCAAAGGGGCGGUACAGUUCUUUGUGCAGUGAUGACGAGCUAUUAGAGGAUGACGAUCCUAGUGUUUGGGAAGAACGAGGCCUCGGCAGCCUGCAAGGCAGCAUCUUUCUGCCGAACACUGGCAGACUGGCGUCGGCACCUAAAGAAGACAACUCCCAGCUCUCUGCUGUCAUCAAGAUGGGCUGGCUUGACAAGAAUCCACCUCAGGGGGCCCUUUAUUAUCAGAGGCGAUGGGUAAAGCUGGAUGUUGACUUCCUGCGAUAUUUUGACAACGACAAGCAAGUGUACUCAAAGGGAAUCAUCUCGACCGCAUCGAUAACGAAUGUGACAAGUGUGGGAGAGCUGAAGUUUGAGGUCAUCACACACAAUCGCACUUUUAUCUUCAAGGCUGAAAGUGACGUUGAGAGAAAUGAAUGGGUGACUCUGCUGCAGGACUGCACAAGGGGGCGCCACCGACGUAGUACAUUGAACCCUGGCUCGCCUUUGACGUCAGAGGUUAAAGGCUAUUUGGAGCUCAAAGGUCUACGCUCCAAACUUUAUACAGCUGUGGCUUCAGAUAAGGUCUUUCUCUAUAAAAAUAUGGAGGACUACCGUAUUGGAGUCGGCAUCACAUCAAUCGAGAUGAAUGUAGGAAAUGUUAAAGUCACAGAUCGCCGCAGUUUUGAUCUCACUACCCCUUACCGCAUUUUCAGUUUCAUAGCCGAGUCAGAGCAAUUGAGAGAUCAUUGGGUGGAUGCAAUGAGGGAUGCCAUAGGUGAGGCCUUGUCCAAUAGCGAGGUUGCUGAGCAAAUAUGGGCGGAGCCAUGCAACAGUUCCUGUGCCGAUUGCAGCGCUCCUAAGCCGGAAUGGGCGGCCAUCAACUUGUGCGUUGUGAUCUGUAAGCGAUGUGCAGGAGAACACAGAGGACUGGGCCCUAACAUCUCAAAGGUCCGGAGUCUGAAAAUGGACAGGAAGGUUUGGACCGAGGAUCUUAUUCAGGUGUUCCUCUUGCUUGGCAACAACCGCGUGAACAGUUUCUGGGCAGCAAACGUCCCACCCAGCGAGGCUCUGUCGCCCUCGAGCUGCAGUGAUGACCGGCGGCGUUUCAUUACUAACAAGUACCGCCGUGGCAAAUAUAGGAAGUACCACCCUUUAUACGGAAACCAGAAAGAGCUGAAUAACGCGUUGUGCAUAAAUGUGCAGUGCAGUGAUGUGCUGGAAACAUUAAGGCUGAUUUUCUGCGGUGCUGAUGUAAAUUGUUCAACUGGCAUGGCCGAGUGUCCCACCCCUCUCUCCCUUGCCAACACACACUCUCAACCUUUGCAAGCCGUAUUACUGAGCCACAAUCUGAACACAGAUCUUCCUCGGUCAGAGGUGGACGGUGGCAUGGAAGAGGUGCCCUUUUCAGCUCCAACUUGUGUCUAUCACAAUGGCUUCCUUUUCAAGACAGGAUCUAUGGCUCGGGCUAUCACAGAACGCAAGGCCAGAGAGGAGUUCAGUCGCCGCUGGUGUACACUCAACGACGGUACAUUCAGUUACUACGAGAGUGACAAGAACUCUAAUCCGAAUGGAGCUCUGAGAGCAUCCGAAAUAGUUUGCUUGGCUGUGGAUGUACCCGAGAAACACGGGUAUGAGCACACCUUCGAGCUCUACUCUGAAUCGGAUCGUCUCUAUCUGUUUGGCACCGACGACCCAAGCAGCCACAAAGAAUGGGUGAAGUCCAUUGCCAAGAGCUUUAUCCCAGCCAAAGCAGAGCCUUUAUUGAGGUUAGGUUUUGAGCGGCUGGGGCGACUAAAAUAUAAGGAUGGCCUGAACCUGCAAACGUCCAAGGUGGGCUGGUUUGCCCUGGUGGACUCCACUCUUCAUGCUUACCUGGAGGACAGCCAGGAAGAAGAGAUACACCUUCGCAAACUUAAUGAGCUCUCAAUCCAACAAGAUAAUGAAGUACUAGUUUUGGUGGAGAGAGGAAGAACGCUGUACAUAGAAGGAGAGAGGAAGUUGGAUUUUGCUGGCUGGUGUGCUGCCAUCCAGUCUGCAGCAGGGAGUGGAGGCGACACUCUGAGUCAGCAGCAGCUGACCGACACAGACAUACCAGUCGUAGUUCACAGCUGCAUUGACUACAUCACACAAUGCGGCUUAACAUCGGAGGGGAUAUAUCGCAAGAGUGGCGUGAACUCGCGUGUUGCCGCUCUGUGCGAGAGGUUUCGUCAAGAUGCUCGAAGCCUCCGCCUGAGGGAAGGAGAGCACCAAGUUGACGACGUCUCAAACACCCUCAAACGCUUCUUCAGGGAGUUAGAAGAAGGGCUUUUCACAUCCGAAGAUGGCGGAACCUGGCUUACUACGGCUGCCAUUCAGGAUGAAAGUAUGAAAAUCCCCCAGUAUCAGAUACUUUUGAACAAACUUCCUCGUGUUAACAGGGCAACGCUACGGGCACUUAUCAAUCACCUGUACUGUGUGCAGCGGUUCUCUGAGCUGAACCAAAUGAAUCUCCACAACCUGGCCAUCGUAUUUGGCCCUACAUUGUUCCAGACGGACGGAAAGGACUAUACGGCAGGCCGUGCCAUCGAGGACCUCAUACAGUACUACACGCUCAUAUUUAAGGUGGAUGAGCUUCAGCUGAAAAAGCAACUGGAAGAGAUCACGGUUAUCAUACAAGUGCGCGAGAAAUUGAACACCAAAUUUCCUAGCACUGAACCCGGUGGGCAUUUCAUCUGCACAGUUUACUUAGAGGAAAAGAAGGACACUACUGAGCAGCAUGUGAAGAUCCCUGCAUCUAUGACAGCAGCAGAAUUGACCUGUGAAAUAUUGGACAGGCGCAACAUCUCCGUGAAAGACAAAGAGUACUGGAACUGCUGGGAGGUGAUUGACAAGGAAGAGACGGAACGCCCACUGCACUAUCGGGAGAGAGUCUUACCCAUCCUUCACUCUUUUGGCACCGACUCCCAUCUUCUCAUCAAGAAGCACAUUGCUAUGGAAGCAAUGAUCAUCUACUUGGCCAGUAAGGUUGACCCAUCCAAACAUGGCAUGAUGAAAUUCCGAGAAGAGAGGAGCAUCCUUGGGUUGGGGCUGUCCUCGGGCAGUUUCCACGACCGAUAUUUCAUUCUCAACUCCAGUUCACUGCGGAUGUACAAAGAAGUCAGAAGUAACCGUCCAGAACGUGAUUGGCCAGUCAGGAACCUGAGGGUCUAUUUGGGUAUCAAGAAGAAACUCCGUCCUCCAACAUGUUGGGGCCUGACCGUGGUCCACGAGAGUAAGAAACAAGAGAAGGCUGAGAGGCAGCAGUGGUAUCUCUGCUGCGAGACUCAGCCCGAAAUGAGGGAGUGGUACGCUACUUUUCUGAGUAUUCAGAAUGACGGCGACGUGUGGCCUCAGGAUGGACUCCAGCCGAGCCGCGCGAGCCGCGCGUUGCCCGACACGCGUCACGGUAACGUGUCACUGAUACCGUUGCGUGGCAGUGAGAAUGAGAUGCGGAACAGCGUAGCCGCUUUCAGCCAAGAUCCGCUUGCUCUGUUUAGAGACAUUCGAUAAUGGAGGCUACAAGAAAGGCCUCCAAAAUGGCUCGUCCCGUCAUCUGAAAACACAUUCCAAGUUUGACCUCUCAGCCGAAGAGACUUACGGCUCAACCUGCAGCGGGACUCAACUUCAGCUUGUAUAUCUUUUGUACAGGGAGGGCAAGUGUUCGGCGUCAUCGGGUGACCUCAUCACUCUCCAGUGACAUCAUCAGUGUGACACUGUGGACCAGAAUGAAGAAAGAGCUGGAAGUGAAGAGAACCAAAAGAGCCAUUCUUCUAGUAUUUCCCCCUGUACAUUUGAAAUAUAUACUUGAAUGUUUUUUUUUUUUUUUUGGACACUUUGAUGAAGGGGUUUUCAUCUCCGACUGGCUCCUGAAUGGCUUCCAUCUCGGCAAGAGUCAAGUGCGUAUGGAUGUGCUCCUCCCACAUUGCAUUGCAUAGCAUCAUGGACCAUAAGCAUUAAAGCACACCCUGAAGGAAACUUUAAUUCCUAUUAUGCAUUUCUUUUGAAGGAGGAUUUAACCCGUUUGCAUAAAGGCGCCAGCGGUUGGCUGCCUUUUGUUCUUUUUUCCCAUUUUGUAUAUAUAUAGAUGAUCAUCCUGCAGUUCAAAAUUCAACCACGGCCAUUUUAAGGAAAGCGUCAAGUUAAUGUGAUGGCGAAGGUGGGCCACUGUAUUUCAAGUCACCCUCUUCAAGUCGCCCUCUUCAGAUUUAAUCUGAAGUAAGAAUUUUGUAAAUUUUGUGGACACACGCGCGAUCCUCUCGGGCAAUAUAAUAGUAAUGAUCAAUGUUUACUCUUUUAGUGAAUUCUGAAACAAUCUCUUAAGUCUGUGACUGAUCUCGACUACACCACUAGCUUGUCGAGCGAAACCUGUAGGUCAAUUCCCUCUUGUGAAUUGUUCUUAUUUAUUUAGGUUCCAACGGAUGCAAGAUGGAGUGCUGUCUUUUUUUUUUUAAACCAUGUGAAGCAUAGUGUUGUGUGUGUGGGAGGGAAAAAGAAAACUAUGUACCUGAGUGUGUGUUGGUUGUAACCCAGCAGGCCUCAUGUCAAUCCAUUUUAGAGCAUUCUUAAUUUCAUCAACUAUAAAAUACAAAUCAUUGUCGGAAAUGGAGGUUUUUUUGCCCUCUAAAGUUAUCAAAUGUUGCGUGCUAUGAGCGAAAAGCGGUCUUUUUUUAUGUUCGGAGACCUAGUACAGAUGGAAUGUUUGUCAUUCUGCUAUUUAUUUAUUGUUAGGAUACUUGUUACAAGUAGCUUUUUUUCUACUUCAUAAAGGUAGCUCAAACUUCCAUAAGUGUACUUAAUAUGAAUGUCGAUUUGUGGGGGAAAAAAAGAUGUAGAUUAUUACAUAAUGAAGCAAUUGUUCACGUCUUUAAAUCAAUAAUUGGUAGAUAAAGCUGAGGUAUUUUCAAGUGAUUGUA
This is a messenger RNA of Hippocampus zosterae (dwarf seahorse), 6367 nucleotides long. Its product is annotated as arf-GAP with Rho-GAP domain, ANK repeat and PH domain-containing protein 1-like. Gene Ontology annotation, molecular function: GTPase activator activity; phosphatidylinositol-3,4,5-trisphosphate binding; protein binding. Gene Ontology annotation, biological process: signal transduction; positive regulation of GTPase activity. Lineage: Eukaryota; Metazoa; Chordata; Actinopteri; Syngnathiformes; Syngnathidae. The transcript has 34 exons. The coding region runs from base 165 to 4964 and encodes 1599 amino acids. The record is from RefSeq and is a predicted model, not a curated record.